Molecule: messenger RNA, 8001 nt
Organism: Felis catus (domestic cat)
Lineage: Eukaryota; Metazoa; Chordata; Mammalia; Carnivora; Felidae
Gene: PRSS22
Product: brain-specific serine protease 4
Exons: 11
Coding region: 6587-7783 (398 amino acids)
Biological process (GO): proteolysis
Molecular function (GO): serine-type endopeptidase activity
Source: RefSeq, a predicted model, not a curated record
AUGUUUUUAAUUGCUAGAGUUGGUGGGGGUGGGGGGGGCUAUGGGAGCCGGGUAUUUAGGGAAAUCCCUGUUUAGCCUGUAGUUGACAUUCAGUUCGGGCCCUAUCAGGGCCUUCUGGCUAAAAAUGUGCCUGCGUAGGGAAGUGGGGGUCCCAGGUGUGGGGCAGGCGGAGGUGGGGGCCUGGGUAGGGGGCAGAUCCUGAUCCGGUGAGCCUUCUGUGGUCACCAGAGCAGUGGGGUCUCCUGGUGAGAGCUGGGCUCUACCAGGGAAGCUUCAGCCUCCUGGGGCUCCUGGGCAUUUGAGGGGCGCCCUCGCUGAACUUUGCUAGGUUUGCAUGUCCGCCCAUCUUAGACUUGGGGAACUCUUUCCCCUUUCCUGUUCCUAGCUGACACAUUUCCUGUCCUCUCUCCACACCGGUGCUCCGUCUUUCACAACACCUUGCUGGUGAACUCAGUUUUGACACCCGUCCUUAGCAGCUGGAGGAUUAGUUCUGCCCUUAAGGGCAAGAAAGACUGGGCCUUCCAACCCUGCCGAUUCGAGGGAAAAUAUUUGUGUUCUAUUUCUUCAUGAUAAAGAACAGAAAAAAAAAUCACUACACAGCUCUAGAAAAGUCUUUAGAAAAGAGGAGUUCGACAGUACAUGUCAGAUAAGUUUAAAUUUUUUUUUUUCAACGUUUAUUUAUUUUUGGGACAGAGAGAGACAGAGCAUGAACGGGGGAGGGGCAGAGAGAGAGGGAGACACAGAAUUGGAAACAGGCUCCAGGCUCUGAGCCAUCAGCCCAGAGCCCGACGCAGGGCUCGAACUCACGGACCGCGAGAUCGUGACCUGGCUGAAGUCGGACGCUUAACCGACUGCGCCACCCAGGCGCCCCUGUCAGAUAAGUUUAUAAGCUAGUGAUUUUCCUACUAAGAAUGUAACUUGAGUGAGAAGGAAAGCUGGUGAGAGCAGAUAAAAAAGGGCCAGCCAGAUGUCCAAGGCCAGAUAUUCCCCUUGCUUGCUUUUGGCUUCUGUAAUCUUGCCUGCCCCCACAUCAGCCAGCAGCCAGGAACCGGAAGACUGAUUGUACUAGUCCCACCCAACCCGGAAACACUUAGGUAUAAAGGAUCAGUAAAACCCGAGCCGGGUGCUCAGCUUUUGGAGGUGACUCCGCUGGGACGGCACCGGUGCGAAAUAGUCUUUUUUAAUUCCCUGAGUGUGUGUCGCUUGUCUUUUCCUGGACUAUCUGCUGUAAUAUUUUUGGUGCGUUGGCCAGGAAGCCGACAGCCAUGCUGGCCCCUUGAGUCACCACUGUGGGAGGCCACAGAGAGCCCACUCAUCGCGGGGCCCUGUGACAAAGGAAGGUACGCCGCCACCUUGACCCCGACUCUCACCAUGCCCGACAGUAGUCAGCCGCCUCUGUGUUCAAGCGGACUCCAGGGGAGUCAGAAGAUUCUGCCAGGACGGGACGUCGGAUCGGAGUCCCAUCAGUCGAGGGAGGGGAACCUCGCCUGGCUGACAGUCCACUCCCAUCGGUCUCACCCCCGCCAGCAGUCAGUCCGCCCCCACCAGGGACACCUGAACCAGUAGGAAGGUGCCGUAGGUCCACGGCUCAAGGUCCAAGGCCCCAGUGGCAAUGCAGAUGCCGUUGCAGGAGACAGGGGUCCGCAGAGAAUAGGCCCCGAUGGGACCCUUCCUACUACCAACGGUUCUCCACUACUGACCUCCCCACCGGGAAACACCACACUCGCCCAACUCUGAGAGGCCACAGGCGAUGAUCUUCUAGAGUCCAUAUUCCAGUCUCAGCGCCCUGACUGGGUCAACUGUAAGCAGCUUCUGCGUCCCCUCUUCAACACAGAAGAGCACCAGCGAAUUGUCACCGAAGCCAGAAGAUGGCUCCCGACUCAAGCACCAGAUGGACAACUAGACGUUGAGGCCUAGGCACGGGAGGCUGUGCCCGAAGAGGAACACAGAAGUGGGAAGGGCCAGACUAGAGAGAUACCGACUAGCCUUCCUCCAAGGGGUAAAAGCAGGGGCCAAACAGCCUACCAACACGGCAAAAGUAUCUGAGGUGUGUCAAAAGCCGGAAGAGAGUCCGGCUGACUUCUGUGAAAAUUAUGUGAAGCCUUCAGAGUUUACACUCCAUCGACCCAGAAACCCUCAAAAACCAGCACAUGGUCACUGCUGCCUUUGUGGGAUAGCCCCAUAGUGACAUUAGACAGAAGCUCCAAAAAUUGGAAGGAUUUGGUGGAAAGAACGCCACCGAACUAUUGGAAAUCGCCAACAAGGUUUUUGUAAAUUGGGGCCAAGCUGCCAGAAAGGAGGCGGACAGCAGAGUGAAACAAAGGCAGCUCUCCUGGCCGUGGCCUUGAGGCGACCACCCCCUGUGGAAGGGCACGGAAACCACAAGGGGCUCAAGAACAAAAAAGGGCGCCGCUGGGAUGGGGUCAACGUGUCUACUGCAAGGAAUGUGGACCCUGGAAAAAUGAAUGGCCCAGCCGCCAAAAAGGGAAACCAAAAGCUUCUACUCCACCGAGAUGCUACCAACCAGAACCACCCGAGGCCGACCUGAUCGGUAUCCAGCUGGGCCCCCAUGAGCCCAUGGUCAAAAUGAAGGUGGGGGGCCAGACAAUAGACUUCAUGGUCGACACAGGGGCCGAACACUCUGCGGUGACACACAGGGUGGCACCUCUGUCGGGUCGAGAAGUCACCAUCGUAGGAGCCACUGGGAUGCAAACCUGAAGGCCAUUUUGCCGUCCCUGACAGUGACCUGGGAGGUCACCAAGUAGUUCACGAAUUCCUAUAUCUACCUGACUGCGCACUGUCACUGUUAGGUAGAGACCUCCUAGCCAAGAUGGGCGCACAAAUAGCCUUCACCUUGGAUGCACGGACACAACAGCACCUAAAUGAAAAGGCCCAACCCAUGGUUUUGUCCCUGACGAUUCCACGGGAAGAGGAAUGGAGAUUAUAUACUUCCCCUCCCGGUGAGCCAACUGUGGCCCCCGAGCUAGAAGCUGAAUUCCCUUCAGUUUGGGCAGAAGGAACCCCCCUCUCAUCUGCAAAAAACCACCCUCCCCAAUAUUAAUUGACCUAAAGCCUGGGGCCCAGCCUGUCAAAAUAUGCCCAUACGUGAUCUCAUGGGAGGCACGCCUGGGGAUCCAGACACUCUUGGACAGGCUACUCAAAUGCGGACUGGUAAAACGAUGCCAGUCCCCGUGGAAUACGCCCCUGCUGCCCGUGAAAAAGCCUGGGACAGAUGAUCACCGCCCUGUGCAGGACCUAAGAGCCGUAAAUGGAGCAGUCGUCAGGCUGCAUUCAGCAUUGCCCAACCCGUAUGCUCUGCUAGGACUCAUACCCUCUGAGGCAGGAUGUUUCACGUGUCUAGAUUUAAAGGACACCUUCUUCUGUCUCCAGCUAGCGCCUAAUAGCCAACCCCUAUUUGCCUUUGGAUGGGAAAACCCUACCACAGGAGCAAACGAACAAUUCACUUGGACUAGACUGCCGCAAGGAGUAAAAAAUCCACCAGCCUUAUUCAGUGGGGCCCUGGCAUCUGACGUAGCCAGGUUCCUGGGACGGGACCUAGGAUGUGUCCUCCUCCAGUACGUGGACAAUCUCCUGCCAGCCAGUCCCAGGCGGACCCAGUGCUGAGAGGGAACCCGGGCCCCACGCAGGCCUCUAGCAGAGGUGGGAUACCGGGUGUCAGAGAAAAAGGCACAGAUUUGCCCGUAGGAAGUUAAAUAUUUGGGCUUCAAAAUUACUCAAGGCAAAUGGAUGCUGCGAGCUGAAAGGAAACAGGCAGUCUGUGCCAUCUGGUUCCCACUCCUCGCUAGCAGGUCCAAGAGUUCCUGGGAGCAGCAGGAUUCUGUCGGAUAUGGAUCCCAGGGUUCUCGGAGUUGGCCGGACCUCUCUAUGAGGCACCAAAGGGGGAAGAAAGGGCACCCCUUUUCUGGGGCCCUCAUCAAGAAAAGGUAUUUCAAAACCAUAAAAACAAACCUCGCGGAGGCCCCGGCCCUGGGACCUCCAGAUGUAUCACGAGAUUUCAGUCUGUUCGUACGUGAAAAGAGUGGGGUGGCCCUGGGGGUUCUCACCCAGGACUUUGGAGCUUGACCAAGACCAGUGGCAUAUCUUUCAAAGCAGAUUAACUCAGCCGUGGGAGGACGGCCACCCUGUCUGAGGGCCCUGGCAGCCACCGCACUUGUGAUCAAGGAAGCAGGCACACUCGUGUUGGGGCAAGACCUAAGCUCUGAGGUUCCCCGUGCUGUCAUUACCGUGAUAGAUGCCGGAGGGCAACACUGGCUAACACGUGCUCGGAUGAGAGUAUCAGGGACCGCUGUGUGGUCCCACGAAUCAGAUCGGAAGCCGCAGAAACUAAACCCUGCCACUUUCUUGCCUGCAGCGGCAGGGCCCCCAGAGCAUGAUUGUCUAGGGGUCCUUGAUGGAGUCUUUUCCAGCCGACCUGACCUGUCAGACAGAGCCUUACAAAAUCCUAAUCUCACCCUGUACACCGACGGCAGCAGCUUCGUGAACGCCGGUUACGCAGGAGUCUCUGAUUUCGAGGUCACAGAAGCAGAGGCCCUUCCACAAGGAUGACCAGCUCAAAGAGCAGAACCGUGGGCCCUAAUGAGAGCGCUAGAACUCAGGAAGGACAGACAGGCCAACAGACACGCUGACUUGCGCCAUGCCCUUGCCACUCUAUCUGCACGUGAGGCCCUACACAAGGAAAACGGACUUUUGACCACAGGAGGAAAAGAAAGAAAAAAUUGGGAAGAAAUCCUAAAACUACUGAGGGCAGUCUGGGAACCGAGGGAGGUGGCAGUCAUCCACUGCAGGGGACACCAAAGGGGAAAGGACUCCGUGUCGGAAGUAACUGACGGGCGGACGCCGCAGCUGAACAAGCAGCGGGAGAAUGAACGGCACCCUCGAAAAUCACGCUGGCCCCGGAGCUGCCGGCUUCCCCAAGGUACACGAUCCAAGAGACAGAAUGGGCACAGCAGGAAACAGGAGGCCAGACGGAAGGGUGGUGGGUACUUGCGGACCAAAGAGUCUGUGUACUGGAGCCGCUAGCCCGCCAGGUGGUUCCCCAGCAGCCCGAGCUCCCCCACCCGGGAAGAACCGCCCUUGAAACCUUAUCGGGCUGUUACUAUGUCAUCGCUCGGCUCCCGUCCUUCUGUGCCUGGGUCUCUCAACGCUGCCUCCUCUGCGCUCAAACUAACACCAGGCGGGGCCCCACUGGACCCGUGGGAAUCCAUUGCUGCGGUCAGGCACCCUUCAAAGAUUUGGAGGUAGGCUUUACCGAAAUGAGAACCGGCGGAGGAUACGAAUUUCUUCUAUUCAUCUGCACGUUUCCGGGCUGGGCGGAGGCCUACCCCACACGCACCGAAAAGGCAAGAGUAGUAACCAAGGCCUUGCUAAGGGAUGUCAUCCCCAGACGUGGAAUGCCGUGAACCAUGGGCUCAGACGGCAGCCCGGCUUUUGUGGCCGAGGUGAUGCAUGAAGUAUCCCUGGGCAUCCGAUAGAACUUACACGCAGCCUACCAGCCCGAGUUCAGAGAAAGUGGAACGUAUGGAACCGGACCCAUAAAUCAGCCAUGGCAAAACUGCGUCAGGAAACUAAUUUGCCAGACAUACGACCUCUAUCUAGCUCUUCUCCAGAUACGCUGUACACCCCGGGCCAAAAUCGGAUCCUCCCCAUUCGAUACCCUCUCUGGAAGAUCCCCUCCACUAGUCAAAUUCAAGGGGGACCUGACAGAACUAGGGAAACAAGAAUUAGGGAAAACUCUUUGGGAUACAUACAUGGUGACGGACAGGAUACCUAUUUCCCGUGGAAUAGCUGUACAUCCCACAAACCUGGGGAUCCGGUUUGGAGUAAAGAUAAGAAAAGGAAACCACUCAAACCUACCUGGAAGGAACCCUAUUUCGUCGUGCUAACCACGCCCACGGCCCUCAAGGUCGCAGGACUGACCGCCUGGAUCCACCAUUCUCGAGUAAAGGCGGCCCGCCCGUCGCCUGACAACCACUUGGAAUGGAAAGGAACUUCGCGAGCCAGAACAGUCCUCUACAGACCACCCUUAAGAGCACGGCGCCGAUAAGCGGCCUGCAGCCGACCCCUGAGAGCUCUGGGCUCCGUGUUCAACGUGAGACUUGAACUCGGGACCCUGAGAUCAAGAGUCGCACGCUCUACAGACUGAGCCAGCCAGGCGCCCCGAACAUGCUAUUUUAAAGAAUACGCCCGAUUUGCCGUGUGACCAUCCCGAAGCGCCCGCAUGGGUCCGAGGCGUUGACCACCUGCUUCAGCUGCACAACUUUCCAGCUUCCCCGAGGACUCUGCCCCCGACCCCACCCCCACUUCCUGUCUCUGGGCUUGCACUUGAGGGACCUCGUGGAAGUGGAACCCUGCAGUAUUUAUCCCUUUGCGCCUGGCCCUUUACCGAGCGUGAUGUCCGCCAGCUCAGCCACGCCAUAGCCGGUGUGGUAGCAGCGUCCCCAGCGUGCGGGCAGGGGCGGUCUCCGGUCUGCUCACCGCUGUGUCUCCAGCACGCCCGGGUGUGAAAUGGCGUUGGUGUGCCACUUCUUCGGGCUGAGCCCCGCCAGCCCCAGCUGCUACUCGUGCGAUGCAUCCGCAGCCCUCUCCGUCCUGCACAGCUCGCUGCAAAUCAUCGGUGGCCCUGCGAUGGUGUGACAGGCACCGGGUGGCAGGUCCCGCCCCACCUGUGACCUACAGCCUGGGGUGGCCAGACCGAGCCACUCACUCACUCGGGGGACUGGUCCAACGGCAUUCCACCUCCCAGGAUAAAACCUGGGGUGACCUGUGGGGAGCUCUGCACACAGCUCUCCCAGCCGCACCCGCGCCCCCACCGGCCAUGGUGGUUUCCAGAAUUCCCCCGGCCCUGGGUGGAGGCUGUCUCAGGAUCCUAACCCCCCUUCUGCUUCUGGCUUCUGCAGCCUCCCUCUGUGCUGCCGGGAUACCUGCACCCCCAGCUUGUGGGAAGCCCCAGCGGCUGAACCGGAUCGUGGGCGGCGAGGACAGCACUGAUGCCGAGUGGCCCUGGGUCGUGAGCAUCCGGAAGAACGGAACCCACCACUGUGCAGGCUCCCUGCUCACCAGCCGCUGGGUGGUCACUGCUGCCCACUGCUUCAAGGGCAACCUGAACAAGCCGUCCCAAUUCUCUGUGCUGCUGGGGGCCUGGCAGCUGGAGAACCCUGGCCCCAGGUCCCAGCAGGUGGGUAUCGCCUGGGUGCAGUCCCACCCCGUGUAUUCCUGGAAAGAGGGCUCCCGUGCAGACAUCGCCCUGGUGCGUCUGGAGCACACCAUCCACUUCUCUGAGCGAAUCCUGCCCAUAUGCCUGCCUGACUCCUCCGUCCGUCUCCCUCCGAACACCCGCUGCUGGAUUGCAGGCUGGGGGAGUAUCCGUGAUGGAGUGCCCCUGCCCCACCCCCAGACCCUGCAGAAAUUGGAGGUUCCCAUCAUAGACUCGGAAGUCUGCAGCCGCCUCUACUGGCGGGGCGCUGGGCAGGGAGCCAUCACCGAGGACAUGCUGUGCGCUGGCUAUCUGGAGGGGCGGCGGGACGCCUGUCUGGGUGACUCGGGGGGCCCCCUGAUGUGCCAGGUCGAGGGCACCUGGCUGCUGGCGGGCAUCAUCAGCUGGGGCGAGGGUUGUGCCGAGCGCAACCGGCCCGGCGUCUACAUCAGCCUGGCCGCCCACCGCUCCUGGGUGAUGAGGAUCGUGCAAGGGGUGCAGCUCCGCGGGCACUCACAGGGGAGGGGGCCCGCAGGGGAAGGCGCGCCCUCCCCGAGGGGCCCGCGUUAGGGACCUGGGGAGACGCGGCGGCCACGCCGUUGUAAGUAAGCCAUCUGCCUCCGGGGGGCGCCCGCGUGCCGGCACCGAGCGGCCUCGCAGCCCGCCCCGCCCGCGCGAGCGCCUCUGUGUGUAUGUAUAUACAUGUUAAUAAUUUUUACAGUUAUUUGUACCCCGCCCUCAUAUCUUAUUUAUUCCUCCAAUUUCAAUAAAUUAUUUAUUCCCCCGUU